AUGGGCACCCAACCGUCGGAUAUCCCCAAUGGCAAGAUCACCGACAAUUCAACCGAUCAUGGUGGUGAUAUAAUGGGCGAAAUGAGCGACAGGGAGCGGAAUCUCUACGAUGAAGGAAUGAAAAAGUUCUCGCGUCUGGGCUGGAAGCGAUUGACAGUGGUCCUGAUUGUGGAAGCCAUUGCACUAGGCACACUGUCUAUCCCCUCCUCCUUCGCCACAUUAGGGAUGGUUGCUGGCAUCAUAUGCACCGUUGGAAUUGGCCUUGUUGCCAUUUACACAAGCUACGUGAUCGGUCAGGUCAAACUUGCAUAUCCGGAGAUUACCAACUACGCUGAUGCCGGCCGCCUGAUGGGGGGACGGGUUGGUUAUGAAAUAGUGAGUGUGAUGCUCGGUCUUCAACUCACCUUUCUUACGGCUUCGCAUUGCUUGACUGGCACAAUUGCCCUGCAAGUGGUCACCCAGAGUACGAUAUGCGCUGUCGUGUUUGGAGUGGUAUGUGCUGUCAUUUUACUCGCAUUAGCUGUCCCACCUAGCUUCACCGAGAUGGCGAUAUUAGGCUAUAUCGAUUUUGGCUCUAUCAUUAUAGCGAUCGGAAUCACUAUUAUCGCUGCCGGUAUCGAGAACAACAACACCGCCACCACCGCCGUACAAAGCGCGGCUUGGUCAGCGUGGCCACCAAAGGGUACGAGUUUCACAGACGCAUUUAUCGCCGUUUCGAAUAUCAUCUUCGCCUACAGCUUUGCAAUUUGCCAAUUCUCGUUUAUGGACGAAAUGCACACUCCGAAGGACUAUGUCAAAUCGAUCUGGGCUUUGGGUAUCACGGAGAUCGUGAUUUAUACCGUGAGCAGUGCGUUGAUUUACUCCUUCAUCGGUGCGGAAGUCAAAGGUCCUGCUAUGCUUUCUAUCAAUGAAACCGUAAGCCGGAUUGCAUUUGGAGUGGCACUGCCUGUCAUCUUCAUCAGCGGCUCUAUCAAUACCGUUGUUGCUGGGCGCGCCGCCGGGUGGGCAACCUGGUUAGGAAUUAUCACAGUAAUCACGAUUAUUGCUUUUGUGAUUGCUGAGGUAAUUCCUUUCUUCGAAGAUCUACUUUCCCUGAUCUCCGCCCUUUUUAUUUCUGGCUUCACAUUCUACAUCCCAGCUUUGAUGUGGCUUAUCUUGAUCCGGAAAGGGAGCUGGACUUCACCCCGUAACUUGGCACUGGGAGCUCUCAACCUAGCAGUCCUGGUGAUAGGCUUGGUAAUCCUGGCGGGUGGAACGUAUGCCAGUAUUCAAGAUAUUCUUGACAAUUAUAAAAAGGGGACAGUCGGAAGCGCCUUUUCCUGUGGAAAACAAUAUUAA
This is a messenger RNA of Penicillium canescens, 1338 nucleotides long. RefSeq lists its product as uncharacterized. Lineage: Eukaryota; Fungi; Ascomycota; Eurotiomycetes; Eurotiales; Aspergillaceae. The transcript is spliced from 3 exons. Gene Ontology annotation, cellular component: vacuolar membrane. Gene Ontology annotation, biological process: amino acid transmembrane transport. The coding region runs from base 1 to 1338 and encodes 445 amino acids. Gene Ontology annotation, molecular function: amino acid transmembrane transporter activity. The record is from RefSeq and is a predicted model, not a curated record.